Vanessa atalanta (red admiral) is the source of this 615-nucleotide messenger RNA. Its product is annotated as chorion class B protein PC10-like. The transcript is spliced from 2 exons. NCBI's taxonomy places the organism in Eukaryota, Metazoa, Arthropoda, Insecta, Lepidoptera, Nymphalidae. Gene Ontology annotation, cellular component: egg chorion. Bases 85 to 567 code for a protein of 160 amino acids. The record is from RefSeq and is a predicted model, not a curated record. Gene Ontology annotation, biological process: multicellular organism development; chorion-containing eggshell formation. Gene Ontology annotation, molecular function: structural constituent of egg chorion.
UAACACUUUUCCACGGUGCAUUCUAUAUAAAAACCAGAUCGUAUUCAUCUGAAAUAUUGUCAAGUUUACUGUUAAACGGUCAACAUGUUCAAGUCUGUACUUUUGGUCUGCGCUCAGGCGCUCUUGAUCCAGUCUAUCGCUGGACAGUACAUCGGAGCUGGAUGUGGCGGUGCUCCCUACGGUCUCGUCGGUGGUUGUGGUUGCGGAGUUGCUGCUAUCCCUGCCUCUAGCGGUGGUGGUCUCGGUGUCGCCAGUGCUUCUCCUAUCCCACCAAACGGAGUGUCUGUGCUCUCAGAAAACGCUAUCGAAGGACCUCUCGCAGUCGCCGGUGCUCUACCGUUCUUGGGAACCGUCGCUCUGGAAGGUAUUCUGCCAACUGCUGGUGCUGGUGCAGUCAACUACGGAUGUGGCAAUGGAGCCGUCGCCAUUUUGGAGGAACUCGCUCCCGCUGGACUUGCUGGCCCACUCGGCUACGGCCUUGGUCCUUACGGCGCUAUUGACGGCUACGGCAUCGGUGGCCUAGCUGGACCUUACCGUGCUGGUUGCGGCUGUGGUGCCCUCAUCUAAAACAAUAUUAAUCUGUUCUUCGUGUCAAAUAAAAACGAUUAAGCAUAA